Molecule: messenger RNA, 476 nt
Organism: Cavia porcellus (domestic guinea pig)
Lineage: Eukaryota; Metazoa; Chordata; Mammalia; Rodentia; Caviidae
Product: histone H2B type 1-K
Exons: 1
Coding region: 45-425 (126 amino acids)
Cellular component (GO): nucleosome
Molecular function (GO): protein heterodimerization activity; structural constituent of chromatin; DNA binding
Source: RefSeq, a predicted model, not a curated record
CCGGUCUCCACGUAGUGUGUGUACUCCUCCACUGUGGUUGCAAGAUGCCGGAACCUGCGAAGUCAGCGCCAGCCCCGAAGAAGGGGUCGAAGAAGGCGGUUACCAAGGCGCAGAAGAAGGACGGCAAGAAGCGCAAGCGCAGCCGCAAGGAGAGCUACUCGGUGUACGUGUACAAGGUGCUGAAGCAAGUGCACCCGGACACGGGCAUCUCGUCCAAGGCUAUGGGUAUCAUGAACUCGUUCGUGAACGACAUUUUCGAGCGCAUCGCGGGUGAGGCGUCGCGCCUGGCGCACUACAACAAGCGUUCGACCAUCACAUCUCGGGAGAUCCAGACGGCCGUGCGUCUGCUGCUGCCCGGGGAGCUGGCCAAGCACGCGGUGUCGGAAGGCACCAAGGCUGUCACCAAGUACACCAGCGCCAAGUAAAACUGGCAAAAGCGUCACAUCUACACCCAAAGGCUCUUUUCAGAGCCACCA